Molecule: messenger RNA, 1557 nt
Organism: Fusarium keratoplasticum
Lineage: Eukaryota; Fungi; Ascomycota; Sordariomycetes; Hypocreales; Nectriaceae
Exons: 5
Coding region: 1-1557 (518 amino acids)
Source: RefSeq, a predicted model, not a curated record
AUGCCAUUCAACUCAUUUUUGUGGGAAGGGUUCCAGUGCUCCAGAAAUUGGUAUCAUUGGGGACCAAACUAUUAUUGCAUGCGUUGCGAUGGGAUAUUCUGCAGCAAUUGCUGGAACAAGAAAAAGAAGCACCAAACGCCAAACUUAGGCCAUGCUCAGACCGUUCCGGACGACGCCAUACUUGUGCAUUCCACGCUCAAAGUUAGACUCGACGAGUGGCCUCUUUUAGAAGAGGCAAUAAAACGUUCCCAAGCCCCCGGGCUGUGCCAUUUUGAUAACGACAGCAGCGAGUGGUUUGGCGUUAGGCCCAAGAACGAAGCUGGAGACUGCUCGCUGGUCGAGGGCCGUGCAUAUGACCUGAUGGUGGACUCGUUCUUGGCGUCCGCGUCUGAUGUUUGCCCGAGGCUGGCCUCCUUUGUUGGUGAAACGGGGUCGGGAAAGAGCACGUUGAUCAACCUGUUGUCCAAGUUUUCUGGCACUUCGUCUGCGAAUCAGUUCAAGACUCCGGCCGUGGGUGACUCAGGAUCCCUCCAGCCAACCUCGUGGAACGUCCACCUCUACGCCGACCCCCAAACAUUCCGGACCCAAAGCCCUAUUCUGUAUGCCGAGUGCGAGGGAAUGGAUGGAGAUGAAAUUCCUCCCGAGAUGAAAAAACCUAUGGCUGGUGCUUCAGCUUCCAGCGAUCCUCUGCCACACGCCUCCCAAAUUCCCAAGCUCGAUUCGCACGACAUCAUCUGGAGCAAGAUGCCCAGGAACGCUGGCGCCUGGACUAGAAAAGAGAUUAUAAGGAUUCUAUUCCCCAGGAUUCUCUACAUUUUUUCGGGUGUGGUUGUCUUUCCGUUCAGCAGAAUUCGGGUUGAUGACACACUUUUCCAGUUAGUGAAAUGGGGGCACAGCGCCACGAUGCAGUCGUACAACAAGCCAAAUCUGCCAGGUGCUAUCAUUGUCUUUAUUGACCAAGAUGAUCAAGUCGACCUUGACGAAUACGACCUCAAUGCCGCGACAGAAUGGUUUUUCGGACAGCGUUAUCUCCAUGAUAUUUCUAAGAACAAGACACUGCAACCUUAUAUCCAGUACUGGGAGGCCAAUGGGCAUCGCAUUGCUUCGGCAAACGAUCUUCUCCGUUGUUACUAUAUCUCGGUUAGUGUUGUGCACCUUCCCAGCGGCCAACACCCAACGCCAAUGCGCCAGCAAAUAAAGAAACUCUAUGGUAGAAUCAGUGAAGUGUGUCUAAAGCCGCGAAUGUACCCCUAUUGGAAGUGGAAUGCCGCCACUCUCCCCCUCUUUGUCCGCAAGGCGUUGACACAUUUUGCAUCCAAGUACGAAACACCAUUCAACUUUUCUGAUGCCUGGGUUGAUCUUCAGAAUGUCUCGCCUGACUUCAAUUGGUCAAUAUUCAACCUUGCGAGAAUGGCCCGAGGGCAUCGAGAUCUAUCCCACGCUGGUAUCGACCUCUGGUAUAGGAUGAGCGGCUUUGUUGCCUCUUGUCUCUUCCUCAGCUGUGUGAGAGCAAAACAGGCCGACUGCAGAGUCACAGAGGAGGUCUGGAUACAAUGA